AUGGCGCCCGCCCCGCACUACGCCCCGGCACCGCCGCAGGAGCCUGCGUCCCCCCCGGAGGCCCCCGUCAAGCUGCAGCGGGAGAUCUCACUGCUCAGCGGCAUCUGCCUCAUCGUGGGCAACAUGAUUGGGUCGGGCAUCUUCGUGUCGCCCAAGGGCGUCCUGCUGCACAGCGCCUCCUACGGGCUAGCGCUGGCAGUGUGGGCCGUGGGCGGCCUCUUCUCCGUCUUCGGGGCGCUGUGCUACGCCGAGCUGGGCACCACCGUCACCAAGUCGGGGGCCAGCUACGCCUACAUCCUGGAGGCCUUCGGGGGGCUGGCGGCCUUCGUCCGCCUCUGGGCCUCCCUCCUCAUCAUCGAGCCCACCAGCCAGGCCGUCAUUGCCCUCACCUUCGCCAGCUACAUGGUGCAGCCCGUCUUCCCCAGCUGCCCGGGGCCCUAUGCUGCCCACCGCCUGCUGGCCGCCGUCUGCAUCUGUCUCCUGACAUUCGUUAAUUGCGCCUACGUGAAAUGGGGGACGCGCGUCCAGGACGUCUCCACCUACGCCAAGCUGCUGGCGCUGCUGGCCGUCAUCAUCGCUGGCAUCGUCCGCCUGGCGCAGGGACACUCCGAGCACUUCGCUGACCCCUUCGCGGGCUCCUCGCUGGCCGUGGGGGACCUGGCCCUGGCCCUGUACUCAGCCCUCUUCUCCUACUCUGGAUGGGACACCCUCAACUUCGUCACCGAGGAGAUCAAGAACCCCCGCAGGAACCUGCCGCUGGCCAUCGCGGUCUCCAUGCCGGUGGUGACGGCCAUUUACCUGCUGACCAACGUGGCCUAUUACACGGUGCUGGCGCCCGCCGAGCUGCUGGCCAGCGACGCCGUGGCCGUGAGCUUCGCCGACCGCGUCUUCGGCGUCUUCAACUGGACCAUCCCCCUGGCCGUGGCCCUGUCCUGCUUCGGGGGGCUGAACGCCUCCAUCCUCGCCGCCUCCAGGCUGUUUUUCGUGGGCUCGCGGGAGGGGCACCUGCCCGACGCCCUCUGCAUGAUCCACGUGGAGCGAUUCACCCCCGUGCCAGCCCUGCUCUUCAACGGGGCGAUGGCUUUGGUCUAUCUCUGCGUGGAGGACAUCUUCCAGCUCAUCAACUACUACAGCUUCAGCUACUGGUUCUUCGUGGGCCUGUCCAUCGCUGGGCAGCUCUACCUGCGCUGGAAAGAGCCCGACAGGCCCCGCCCACUCAAAUUGAGCAUCGUCUUCCCGCUGUUUUUCUGCCUCUGCACCGUGUUCCUCGUGGCCGUCCCGCUCUACACCGACCCCCUCAACUCGCUCAUCGGCAUCGGCAUCGCGCUCUCGGGACUGCCUGUCUACUUCCUGCUGGUGCGCGGCCCGGACACCCGCCGGCCCCGCUGGCUGCGGGCGGCCGUGGCUGGCGUGUCCCGCCACAUCCAGGUGCUGUGCCGGGCUGUGGUGACGGAGCUGGACCCUGAUGACGCUCGCCCCAAAUCCCAGUGACGGAGCCAAGGGGGAGGGGGCGCCUCUCCUCCCCCGCAGACCCACACCUCCCCUUUUAUUUAUUGGCCCCCUCGGCCCCGGUGUCGGGGCACCACCGGCCCCCCCUUGCCCCAGAAGCAGCUGCUACCAAUAAACCAGCAUCACUCCAGUCACA
Molecule: messenger RNA, 1645 nt
Organism: Emys orbicularis (European pond turtle)
Lineage: Eukaryota; Metazoa; Chordata; Testudines; Emydidae
Gene: SLC7A7
Product: solute carrier family 7 member 7
Biological process (GO): amino acid transmembrane transport
Cellular component (GO): membrane
Molecular function (GO): basic amino acid transmembrane transporter activity; L-amino acid transmembrane transporter activity
Source: RefSeq, a predicted model, not a curated record